Molecule: messenger RNA, 475 nt
Organism: Drosophila subpulchrella
Lineage: Eukaryota; Metazoa; Arthropoda; Insecta; Diptera; Drosophilidae
Gene: Acbp1
Product: acyl-CoA-binding protein
Exons: 3
Coding region: 95-367 (90 amino acids)
Biological process (GO): fatty acid metabolic process
Molecular function (GO): fatty-acyl-CoA binding
Source: RefSeq, a predicted model, not a curated record
UUCCGAUAUAUUUGUCAUAUGGUCAUUGUCCGUCGUUGUUUUUGCAAUUAUUUUCCAAAGGUACACUUCCGCUAGAUAGAAAUCCUAGAAAAAAAUGUCCGAAUUACAAGAAUUCAACCAGGCGGCCGAGGAUGUGAAGAAUCUGAACACAACGCCGUCGGACAAUGACCUCUUGGAGCUUUACAGCUUGUACAAACAGGCCACAGUGGGCGAUUGCAAUACAGAUAAACCGGGCUUCCUCGACUUCAAGGGCAAGGCCAAGUGGGAGGCUUGGAACAACCGCAAGGGAAUGAGCAAUGCCGACGCCCAAGGUGCCUACAUCACCAAGGCCAAGGCCCUGAUCGCCUCUGUGGGCCUCAAGUCCUAGAUUUAAUCACCAAAGGAUAUUGCAUUUUAUAAUCUCAGUUGUCGUCGAACGCACAAACUUCGAUUUUCCAGAUUUCGCACAAAAUACACCACAAAUGCGUAACGUAAA